AUGGAUGGCCGUCUCCUCAACCUCAUAUACAGUUUCCACCCAGCGCCACAUAGCGCAGCGGUGCGCUCUCUUUAUUGGGAUGUAGCGGAAGAUCGCUUGCUUAUCGGGACGAAAGGUGCCGAGUUGUUCGAGUUAUCUCGACUCACGGGAGACGCGAUUCUCGUGUCGGAGAGCCAUUUCGACCGCACGGUUCAGCUUCAGGGACUCGCAGUACAUCCACUACGACCAGAAUUAAUAGUCACAGCUGGAGGCGAUCACACAGUGCGUCUGUGGCAUUUAGAAAAGCGCUGCGUGAUCGCAAAGACUGCGCUGGAUGGGGCUCUACAGAGCGUGGCGUUCUCUCCGGACGGCAAGUGGCUCGCAGUAGGUUUUGGUGGAUCGGAGAGUAGCAAGAAUCACAAAGAUGGAGCCUUCGCCGUGCUUGAUGGUCAGACCCUUGAACUGCUACACGAAGGACGAGAUAGUAAGCUUGGUGCACUGGACAUGACGUUCUCGCCGGACUUGACGCUGCUGGCGUUAGCUUCAGCCGAUCACUGCGUGUACUUCUACUCGACGCUAGACAAUUUCUCGCUGCGUUUCAAGUUCUCCAAGCCCAGCGGUCGUGCCACUCGCUUGGAUUUUGCAGCCGAUAGCAGCAUGGCAAGAGUGUCGAGCGAUGCGUUCGAGCUUCUGUUCGUAAGCACGAUGGACGGCAGCCAGAUCACUUCGCCUGCUAGUGCGGCGGACGUCACAUGGGCGUCACACAAGUGUUUGUUUGCGUGGGAUGCCCAGGGUGUCUGGGACAUCGCUGGCAAGCCAGACGACCACGUCCACGCUCUGGCAAAGGCGAACACGCAGGAGAUGCUGGUUGCAGCUACCAACCAGGGCGAGAUCCGCGUGUACAACACGCCGUGUCUGUCCAGACACACGGAGCAGCACAAACUACAUGGCCACAGUCUGAACGUGGCCAACGUAGCCUUCACUUGCGACGACACGAGGUUGGUCUCUAUUGGUGCCAAUGACAAAAGUCUGUUCGUAUGGAAAGUAACAAAGACAAAACUAUGACAAUUUCAACCACUUCAACAGGUUAGCCAAUUACAAAUCAGUAUUCAAACGAAAAAAAAACGUAAAAAAAAAUGUUACCAAGCAUUAAAAAAAAAAAUGUUAC
Phytophthora nicotianae INRA-310 is the source of this 1147-nucleotide messenger RNA. RefSeq lists its product as hypothetical. Gene Ontology annotation, molecular function: microtubule binding. The coding region runs from base 1 to 1044 and encodes 347 amino acids. The record is from RefSeq and is a predicted model, not a curated record. Lineage: Eukaryota; Oomycota; Peronosporomycetes; Peronosporales; Peronosporaceae. The transcript is spliced from 2 exons.